Messenger RNA from Taeniopygia guttata (zebra finch), 2671 nucleotides. The record is from RefSeq and is a predicted model, not a curated record. NCBI's taxonomy places the organism in Eukaryota, Metazoa, Chordata, Aves, Passeriformes, Estrildidae.
GGGAGCGGCGGGCCGGGGGCGGGCGCGUCCCGCCGUGAUCCCGGUUCGAUCCCCGGCCCGGGCCGGCCCGGCCCCGCCGCGAUGAACGAGGCGGUGUCGCGGCAAACGCGGGAGACCCUGGGGCAGGUGAUCCGCAAGCCGCCGCUCACCGACGCGCUGCUGAGCAAGCCGCCCUUCCGCUACCUGCACGACCUGAUCUGCGAGGUGAUCAGAGUGACAGGUUUUCUGAAAGGACUUUACACAGAUUUCGAGUUGAAGUCUGAUAAUGUCAAGGAUAAGGAUUCCAAAAUCAACUUCCUUCAGAAGGCCAUUGAUGCUGUUGUGAUGGUGACAGGAGAGCCACUGUCAGUGAAACCAGCACGAGUUGUGGCUGGACAUGAGCCUGAGAAAACCAAUGAAUUCCUUCAGGCAAUUGGAAGGUGUUGCUUAAAUAAGCUGUCCAGUGAUGCUGCUGUAAAAAGGGUCUUGGCUGGGGAAAAAGCUGAUGCUAAAGGGAAACCUCCACCAUCUAAACCUCAAGAUAAAGACAGCAGAGAGCCCAAAGCAGAAGAACACAAAAGCCAUAAGGACAAAGAGAGCAGAAGAGACACUGAAAUUAAAGACAGAAGUUCCAGCAGAGACAAAAAACCCAAAGAAGAUUUGAAAGAGAGCAGAGAAAGAGAAAAGGAGAGAGAUAAACAGAGGAAUAGUGAAAAGAGGCACAAAGAACCUGAAAGAGACACCUCAAAGGAAGUAGAAAAACAAGAGAGGGAAAGAGGCAAAAACAGAACGACCAAGCAAGGAAGGGAAACAGAAAAAAACAAAGGAAAAGGAGAUGCAGAGCAAGGAGACAACCUCAGGAAUGAUAAAGGACAGGAAAGAGAGAAAAGACAUGAAGGAGAAAGAGAAAAGGACAGGCUGAAAGGAAGAGACAAAGAUAAGGCCAGGGACAGAGAAGGAGAGAAAGACAGAGAGAGAAGAAGAGGUCGGGACAGAGAAGAAGAUGGAGAACAUCUCAGGGAACAUGGAAAGGAGAAAGCAGAGAAAAAGCCCUCAGAAUCUGAAGAAUCCAUGCAUGGAAGACCACAGAGGCCAACUAAAGACAGCAAGUGCCAGCCAGACACUGAGAAUGAAACUCCUGCAAGGAUAUCAAAGCAGCCUUCAGCAAAGGCAUCAAGGCAUCACUCCAAGCCCGGAGGAGAAGGAGCUGUGGACAUGAGGAGUGUGGCAGAUGGGAUUUCAGAGGAUGGUGCUGCUGAGCUGCAGGAGAAAAAUGAACCAGGUCUUGCAGAGAAACAAAAGGAAAGAGAAACGGAGAACGCUCCUGACAAGCCUGGAAAUGGGGAAGCACCUCCUGAUGUCCCACCUCGGCCUGCCCAAAGACGGAUUCCCCGUCCUGGCAGCGCAAGGCCGGCACCUCCGCGAGUGAAACGUCAGGAGAGCACCGAGCUCUUAAUCCCAGAAAGGAGCGGCAGUGCCAAAACAGCCCCGACCGUGCCCAGGGAGCAGCAGGUUUCUGAUGAGGAGGAUGAGCAGUUCGUGGUGGAGGCAGCAGAGACCCUGCCAGAGAUGCCAAAGGAGCCAGAAGUGGAGCUGGUUGAGGAUCAAAAUCAUGGUGGGCUGGUGAAAAGAAUCCUAGAAACAAAGAAGGAUUAUGAGGCAUCACAGAAAUCAUCACAGACCACAGACCGGAGUGAGCAAAGGUGGCACCCGGGGCUUGUACCGCCCACGUCGCUGGCUGCAGGAAACCAUCUGCCAUCAUUCCAGAGCUUUUAACCCAUAGCUGGAAGUGUGGAGCUGGGAACAGCCACUAAUGGAUUUCUCUUCCUUAAUUAUUUAAAAUCAGCACGAGUUGGCAAAGCUUGAGAGUGUCACAGUGAUAAUUCUGAGCCUUGAGCUGCAGGAUGUGGAAUUGUGGCUGUCUCAUCCCUGGAAUGUCCAAGGCCAGCUUGGAUGGGCUUGGGGCAACCUGGGAUAGUGGAAGAUGUCCCUGCCCAUGGCAUGACUCGGAACUGGAUGGGCUGUGAGGCUCCUUCCCACCCAAACCACUCUGGGAUUCUGGGAUCAUUAGCACAGGUGCUAAUGAGACAAGGAAAGAAUGGAUGGUGGUUUUCAAGGCUGAGCUGCUGUGCCUUCUGCUUGGGAAAUCUUUCUUGGGAGGAAAUUUUUCUUGGAUUUUUCUUGAAACUUGUGAGUUCUUAUACCACUUCAAUAUUGUAUAUGUUUCAAAGACACAAAUUUUUAAUUUUUUUUGGUUUUAUUUUAAACAAACCUAUUGAUUCACCUGUAUGAAUAAUAUUUACUAGAUUUUUAUUUCAAAUAGUAUUUAAUAGAUUUUUUAGUGGCAUUACGUUUCAGUUCUUGCAGUGAUAAUCCUGUAAUUCCGUGACUGACUUUGGAUGGCAUAAUACUUUCUCCUUUUAAUCUCACUUUUGAAAUAUUCAACUGCAUAAAGAACAUGCUGGAGUUACAGGGACACUGGAAUUAAUUUUCAGUAUUUACUAAUACCCUUUAAGAAACUAAUUAAUGAAAAAUAUUCAAAGUUUUUUUGUUUCACUUGAGCUUUUCAAGCAGCUGUGUAUUUUAGCCUGGAAUACUUCAAAUUGUGAGCUGGACCUUUGUUUACAGACCUGUGUAGAUCUGUGUAUAGAUAUUCUGUAUCGAAAACAUACAAUUCUGGUUUGCUUCUUUA